Messenger RNA from Pongo pygmaeus (Bornean orangutan), 2244 nucleotides. Its product is annotated as myosin-11-like. The transcript is spliced from 2 exons. The record is from RefSeq and is a predicted model, not a curated record. NCBI's taxonomy places the organism in Eukaryota, Metazoa, Chordata, Mammalia, Primates, Hominidae. The coding region runs from base 122 to 589 and encodes 155 amino acids. Gene Ontology annotation, molecular function: cytoskeletal motor activity; ATP binding; actin filament binding. Gene Ontology annotation, cellular component: myosin complex.
GUCCGAGACACGCAGGGAGAUGUGGACGCUCUGGCCUGGGAGGUGCGUCAGAUCCGAGCUCGCCAUCCAGUUUCCUCUCCACUAGUCCCCCCAGUUGGAGAUCUGGGACCAACAAGGCACCAUGGUGCAGAAGGGACAACUCAGUGAUGAUGAGAAGUUCCUCUUUGUGGACAAAAACUUCAUCAACAGCCCAGUGGCCCAGGCUGACUGGGCCGCCAAGAGACUCGUCUGGGUCCCCUCGGAGAAGCAGGGCUUUGAGGCAGCCAGCAUUAAGGAGGAGAAGGGGGAUGAGGUGGUUGUGGAGCUGGUGGAGAACGGCAAGAAGGUCACGGUUGGGAAAGAUGACAUCCAGAAGAUGAACCCACCCAAGUUCUCCAAGGUGGAGGACAUGGCGGAGCUGACGUGCCUCAACGAAGCCUCCGUGCUACACAACCUGAGGGAGCGGUACUUCUCAGGGCUAAUAUAUGUGAGUAUUGCAGGCAGCCAGGUACCUACUCCUGGCCUCAUGAGGAAAGUAGGCAUUAGAAAUGUGUUGGGAGGGCUGGGCACAGUGGUUCAUGCCUGUACUCCCAGCUCUUUGGGAGGCUGAGGUGGGUGGAUCACCUGAGGUCAGAAGUUUGAGACCACGCUGGCCAACAUGGUGAAAUGCCAUCUCUACUAAAAAUACAAAAAGUAGCCGAAGGUGGUGAUACGCACCUGUAAUCCCAGCUACUGGGGAAGCUGGGGCAGAAGAACUGCUUGAACCCAGGAGGUGGAGGUGCAGUGAGCCAAGACUGUACCACUGCACUCCACCCUGGGUGACAGAAUAAGACUCUGUCUCAAGAAAAAAAAAGGAAAUGGGAGGCUGAAGGUUUGAUCGAGGGAGAUUCCAAGAUGAGGUGGAAUCAUUCCAACGUGGGUUCACAUCUCAGCCCUUGAAGAGGUUAUUUCCCCUUUUGAAGCCUCAGUUUUCCUAUCCAUAAAAUGGGAAUAAUCACCCUCAUUACAGACAGGAGGUGUGACAAUCCCAUGUCAUCACAUAUGCCAAGUGCCAAGAUGUUUGAUAAAUUCUCAACAGAUUUCAUUGGCAUCGUUCUCUGUCCUUCCUUCCUCUUGAAAGUAAAGAAGAGCUCAUAACCGCUUUGGAAAGGCUGGAUUUUCUUGGCAGCCAGGUGUGUACGAGACAUGAGGAUGUGGCUAGGUUUUAGGGAGGUCUUCCUUGUCACAGAGGGGAAUGUUCAGGUUGGUCCUAGGACUCUUUUAGGUAGACUUGCAGAUCAGAGUGGACUAGAGAUGGCACAAUAUGGUACCCACUGGCUACUCAUGGCUAACUAAAUUUAGAUUUAAAUUAAUUAAAAGAAACAUUAGACCGGGUGUGGUGGCUCAUACCUGUAAUCCCAGCACUCUGGGAGGCCAAGGCGGGUAGAUCACCUGAGGUCAGGAGUUUGAGACCAGCCUGGCCAACAUGAUGAAACCCUGUCUCUACUAAAAAUACAAAAAUUAGCCAGGCAUGGUAAUGCACAUCUGUAAUCCCAGCUGCUUGAGAGGCUGAGGCAGGAGAAUUGCUUGAACCCAGGAGGCAGAGGUUGCAGUGAGUUGAGAUGGUGCCAUUGUACUCCAGCCUGGGCAAUAACGGCAAAACUCCAUCUCAAAAAAGAAAAGAAACAUUAAAAACUUUAUUGGCUGGGUGCAUGGGCUCGCACCUGUAAUCUCAGCACUUUGGGAGGCCGAGAUGUGUGGAUCACCUGGGGUCAGGAGCUCUAGACCAGGCUGGCCAACAUGGUAAAACCCCAUCUCUACUAAAAAUAGAAAAAUUAACCAGGCGUGGUGGUGUGUGCCUGUAAUCCCAACUACUUGGGAGGCUGAGGCAGGAGAAUCACUUGAACCCGGGAGACAGAGGCUGCAGUGAGCCAAGAUCGCGUUAUUGUACUCCAGCCUGGGCAAUAAGAGCAAAACUUCAUCUCUAAAUAAAUACAUAAGUAAAAUAAAAUAAAAAAUAACAAAUUUAUUUCUUUUGUUGUAUUGGCCCUGGGUCAGGUAGUCAAUAGCCACCUGUGGCUAGUGGCUGGUGUAGUGGGUAGCAUAAGUGCAGAAUGUUCCCAUUAUCGUAGAAAGUUCUGUUGGACUGCCUGGACUAGAUGAUUGGGGCUUGGAGUGUGAUGUUGUGGGGCACGGGUCACCAGACUGGUGCGCAGAAGUCACCCGACCCAGCCUACGUCUAUCUCUUCUCUCUGAAAGGGCUUGCUCACCCUUGAGCAGGUUACC